Molecule: messenger RNA, 5864 nt
Organism: Patiria miniata (bat star)
Lineage: Eukaryota; Metazoa; Echinodermata; Asteroidea; Valvatida; Asterinidae
Product: intrastrand cross-link recognition protein-like
Exons: 5
Coding region: 210-1136 (308 amino acids)
Biological process (GO): regulation of transcription by RNA polymerase II
Molecular function (GO): DNA binding, bending
Source: RefSeq, a predicted model, not a curated record
GUGCCAAAUCUGUGUCGUCCGUGACAGGUCCAGCGGAAUGUUUUGUUGCCCGAUAUCGCGCUCGGCCUUGCUCUUCGUCUUCUAGCUUGAACGAAAACAACCCGAUUUUGAUCGGCAACAAAGCUGAACAAAAGCCAGAUCCUCAGCAAGACAGAGCUUGCCUAUUCCACUGUUUGUCUCCGUGGAGUUUUCAGCUGGAAACCGUCAGGAUGGAUAUGAUGCACCAGCACCAACAGCUGAUGGUGGCGCCUGCCAAGAGAGGACGCAAGCCCAAGGAGGGCAAACAGAAGAGGAAGAGACGCCCCAAGCCCACAGACCACAUCAAGAAGCCCAAGACAGGAUACUUCUACUACCUGGAGGCCUUCAGAAAGAACUUCGGCAAGAACGGGGAGCAGAUUCCAAGGGCAAGUGAAAUUACAAAGGCGUGCGGUGCCAAGUGGACCUCCAUGAAUGAGGCGGAGAAGAAGCCCUAUGCUGACUUAGCCCUGACUGACAGGGAGAGGUACCUGGCGCAGCGGGAGAUGUUCACAAAGAAGCGGGACCCAGACAAGCCCAAGAAGCCGGCCACGGCCUACUUCCUCUUCCUGGAGGACUUCCGGAAGAAGAUGAAGGGGGUGCCGCUGGAGCCGGGCAAGCGCCUGACUGUCAUCUGCGGCGAGGAGUGGAACAAGCUGACAGACCAGCAGAAGAAACCUUACCAGGACCAGGUGGCUAUCAAGUAUCAGCUGUACGAGGAAGCCAUGAAGGAAUGGAGACUCAAGGGAAUUCCCGAACCCCACAAAGCACCAACUCAGCCCUCCCAGUCCAGCAUGAGCCACAUGCAAGCAGCCAGCAUGCAGCAGCAGGCCCAGCACCAGCAGGUCCAGCAACAGGCAGCCGCCGUGCAGCAGCACAGACAGCAGCAGCAGCAGCAGUACGGCCAGGUGGGGCUGGGCAUGGCCAACAGCUACAACGGCAGCGCGCAGGCCGCCGCUGCCCACCAGCAGCUGCAGCUGCAGAGGAUGCACAUGCAGCAACAGCAGCAGCAGCAACAGCACCAUCACCCGACAGCGGCGCCCACACACCCUGAUGACGACGACGACGAUGAAUAUGAUGAUGAAGAUGAUGACGAUCUGGAAUAUGGAGAAGAUGAGUAAAGGCCGUCCUCCGCCAAGCCCAACUCUCUCCCGCCUCAACCCCUUACUUGUGUCAAUACAAGACUGUUUCAUAGUGCUCCAGUGACAAAAAAUAAAGCCAGGCCAUUUGUGUCUCAUACAGGCUGGAAACGCAUCACGUCCCUUAAGAGCAGGCAUGCCACUUUUCCUUGGAUCCGCUGAUUUCCUCGGUUUUUUUAUUUCUCAGGAAUGCCAUUACAAAUUGCAAAACACUGUACAAAAUCUUGUGUGGUUUGGAAUUUACUCGUUUUUUUUUUUUAAAUUCCUAGUUGCAAGCCUGUGAGAGAGGAAGGUCUAUUUUGUCACUGGCCAAGUAUGGCAAAAUUGCCAAAAGUGAAAAGGGCAGUGAAAUUUCCACUGCCUUCAACUAUUGUGGAAAUGGCCAAAAAAUCAAACAACAGCAAAACUUCAACCACCUUGAAAUCAUCCCUGAAAUGGAUGAAACGUUUUGGAGAAAAGUGCUUGAUAUGAGAAAGAUAUUUCCAACAUGCCUCUUCACCAAACAUACAUCAUAAUGGUAAGGAUUUCCUGAACCCAACUGACUAACAUGUGUUAGCUGAAACAUUAGACCAAGUUUUUGGCAUGUUUUGGCCUUAACAAAAUCUAGGCCACGGGCUUGGCCCGUUUUCCUCUGCGAUGUCAGCCGGCAGUGCUCAGUGAUUCCUGUCCACCAAUCACUAUCGAAAUCCAAGAUUCCACUACCAAUGUAGUCCAGUAAAAGAAACUGUGUAUAUGUGGAGCACAAAUGGCCUCGCCUAGCGUUGUACACUGUCGACGUUGUUUAUUUUUAGCCAUGUAAAGCAAAGCUGUAAGCGAUAUUCAAGCGUUUAGUAUCGUCAAAACUUUAAUUAUUAUUAUUAUUAUUAUUAUUUGUGAUUUUUUAAUUUUUUUAACUUGCCGUAGGCUGUUCUAGCUGUUUGAAGUGUGCUGUCAUAGGUGACCCCCUUUGAAGUGUGGUUCCAAAAAAAAUUGUUUAACGGAACACUCAUGUUUUUGUUUCGUCCGUGAGACUUUCUUCCAGCAGUUUUAGCUACAAGCACAGUGUCACAAUAGACAUUCAGCCAUGACAGUGGCAACAAUUAUCCCCCCGUGGAAGUUUAAACUGAAAUUUUAUGAGUGUUUUUCGAAAAAAAAGUGAGUUCUCAUAUUUUACUGCAUCACCGUGAUUGGUCCGAUAUUACACUGUCGAGAACAUUUUUUUAUUAUUUUUUAUUUAUAGGACCCGAUGCUGCACAUAUGUGUAUGUGACUUCUUUUUUUUUUAAGAACUCGUUCGAUAGAAGUACCAAAAAGUAAAAAUUCCAUGACCUUAAUUUGAAAUAAUUAAUGUGUUUUUAAAAGAGAAAAACGAAAAAUUAGAUUGUAAAGAGAAAAAUAAAACCUGCAGCACACAAGAUACAAACAAAAGCAAUAAAUUGUAGGCAAGAUAAACAUGGUGGUGCUGACGUAAAUGUGUGUUGUACUUAAAACCGAGAUGGCAGUAUUCUUGCUGUCACAUCAAGAACAAUUAUUUUCUUAGUUGUCGAAAUUCUUGGGGGAAAAAAAACAAAAAACCUGCUGCUGGCUGUGAAAAUGUUUGUUUAGAUCUGCAUGUUUAUGUUAAUCCAAACUUUCUUGUUUUAUCGGAAUGUGUGUCCGCAAUUGGGCUUAGUACAGACUGAGAGACGUUUUGGUAGGAAGAACUUUGGAGAUUUCCGUCACUUCAACAAUGCCAGUUUGUUUUUUUUCGUUGAAAAAAAAAUGGCGUUGAGGAGUUGUAUGUGCACGCUGUGAAUAAUCGCAUUGUCUGAUGACUAAAUGUUAACAGUCCAGUAGCUGCGUGGCAAUGUCUGGGCUCGCGAAUGUAAAAAAAAAGUAAGGAUACUAAAACUGAUACGUAGCGCUUGAGACAAAAGCUGAUAGUCGUAGUUGAAGGUUGAAAACAAACAUGAAAUGCUGGUCGGGUCUUUGUUAAAAUAAAACAAGCAUUGUAAUUCAGAUAUUAUGUAAUUGUGCAUCGAUGUCUUGUGUUUUGGAAAAGAAAAAUAUAACUUGUACAUUGUGUUCUAGCAGUUGUACCCGCAUUGAAAAGUGGUUGAAAAAAAAAUUAUCACCUUUGCCUCUGAAAACCACUGCAAUACCCCGUGCUACCUCUAAGGCCCAAAUUCUCACUUUUGAGAACAAACCAAAAAAAGCUCAACUCGGUUAAAAAAUUGGAAAAAAUUACAUCACAAAUGUUUGCUCUUGUCACACUUUUUCUCUGAACUGUUAUUUCUUUUUUACUAUUUUAUUUUUAUGGCCAAAAUUUGGGCCUUUGAAGGAAGACAAUCUGGAAAAUAAUACAACUUUCAGUGAUUCGUGAGUAGUAUAGGCUUCCUGUGGUACCAGAUGGCAAGUAUUGAGUGGUUGCUUUUCAUAUCUGUAGCCCUUCCCUUGGUUGAUUUGUCGAAAGUAGUUAGGUCCCUCGAUAUUAAAAUACAUAACAGUGUUUUCUAGACGACUAGGUAAUACGGCCAUGCCAUACCGUAUGUGUAGGUAUUCUUUGUAUACAAACAAAAAAAAUGUUGUGUUUUGGAGAUGACGACCGCUGUGAAAUCGUGCCGUGUGGAUGUGACUUCAGACGAUACAAUUGUAGAUAUAUAAACCUUUUUCGACCUUAUGUCCUGUAUGUAGGAUCUUUUUAAACCACGACAAAGUGUAUAAAUAUUUGUGAAGACACCCCAGAUUCUUGUAUACUUAAAGUGAGAUCUGUGACAAUCGUAAUUUAUGUGGAUAUCAUAUUUUUUAAUGUAAUAAUAACCCUGUAUUCUUCUGACUUCAAAAAAAAAAAAUCAGGCCAGUUUUUUGCUUUUUAAAUUAUGAAAUAAUUAACGAGGGAACCUUAUUCAGCCCCAAAAUUACCUUGAACAAGUGCCAUGUUUUUCUUAACGUGGACAGAAAAUCCGAAACCCCGAACACCCCCCCCCCCCCCCCCCUUUUAUGAAAUAUUUAUGUAAACAUUGAAAGCAAUUAUGUAACUUGCCAAGACCGGUGACUGUUUUUUGUAUUCACAGAUUGGCGCCUGUUUAAAGUUUUAUAUAUACCACUGACUUGCUAUCAAAAGACGAGAAAACUAAUACCCCGAAGUAGGCGUGAUUUUGUCCUUUUUCAGCAAUGAAUAUUUGAUUGUUUCUUUCCCUUCUUUUUAAGUGGUCAUCAAAAAUAACAAAAUGUUAAAUUAAAAGGAAUAAAUAAUUGACAAUCUUAAUCAGGUAUUAACACUGCCAAAAAAAAGAAGAAAAAAAUAAAUACCGCAUAAAGACCCAAAAGUUAAUAUUUUUUAUUAAAAAGUAACUUAAGCAAGCUGUUGUAGAGUAAAGAGCCUUUUUUUGUCAGAUACUAGCAAUCAAUAUAUUGGGCAUUUCUGAUUGAUUGGUCAAAUAGUUUUUUUGUUUGUUUUUUAGGAAAAAAUAAGGGCCAAUCUUGACACCAUUGUUAGGCUUUAGAUAUUUAUGCUGCGUAGCUUUUAGGCGACCAAGAAGAACUGUAUAUUUUUAAUUGAUCGUUGCGUGGAAUGAUGCCCGUUCUUUGAAUCAUGUCAUAUCGAGAAUUCGAUCCAAUUUUAUGAUAAUUAGCUUUGUGUCUUAGAGAAAGUCGCCGUGAAUUAUAGAAUGAAAUCUCUAUCUCCCAUGCUAAUUGGGAAACAAAAUAAUGAGGUUAUGCUUCUGGAAACAAAUUGAGGUUGUAGUAUCAUAAUUUUGUAAUUUACAUUUGAAACAAUAGAAUGGAAAUGAUUCUGUGUUCUUGAUUCUUCAUCAGAACCGUGUCGUUACCCACACAUUGCAUGAACACUCACUCUUGUUUUACUAUACUCCCGAGGACAAUGCUUUGUGUUUCCCUUUGUCCCUGUAAUAUAACACUCUCCCAUUGACUAAGCACACAAACCUUCUACAGAGGACGGUUUUGAACAAAAGACCCAACUCCCGAGGACUGAAAGGAUCUGUUGUUCUCCCUUUGUGUGUCGGUCCUUGGGGGUUAUGUAGAACACGUACAACCUAAUCACAUACGACUUGUCUUCUAAAGUUGCCAUUGUAAACUGUUACAUGACAGGAUUUUGUUUGAAAUUAUAAAAAAGAAAUGGAAAACAUCAUUGAGCCUUGUAUUUCAUGAACUUGACACAGGUUUUUCUCACGAAGUUAAAUUUCAAUCCCGAUCAAAGUGGGUCAGAAAAUUGUCUAGGAAAUGGCAAAUGUAAUUAUACAUUGUAAUAACAAGCAUCUCAUUUAGUGGGUACAGUCUUGUGACGUCAAAAUUUGGAUAUCGGUGAUUAUUUAAUUAAUACAAAUCUCUGUAUUUGGAACAAUGAGAGGACGAUCCUUGCCAAUUUUGUUUUGUUUUGUAGAUACAGAGAGAUCUCUUGUGAAUUGUCUCAUGCGCCAUUACUUCGAGUGUUUUACCAAAGUGUUUGUAUUUCUCGAGCUUUCUAGUCAUAUUUUUGUUAUCACUGUACAUUUACUGCAAUUCUUGUUGCUUGAAAUCGAAAAAAAAGUAUGUUUUUUUUUUAUUUUGUAGAAUUGUGAGUAUUUGUCUGACUUGUUAUUAGUGUUAAAAAGCAACUCAAAAUUGAAGACAAAAAAAACUAUCAAAACAAACUGAGAAAAAAAGAGAAUUUUGGAGAUAUCACCAGUGUCAUGAUUCUUUGUACAUCUCCGAUAGGGAGGUCAUUAAAAUACGCAAGAAAUUGGUCCCCCAA